AUGGAGUCAAUCAAGCCUCUUUUCAACUUUAUCUUUUACAUGAUUGAGAAGGUCCGUCGUCUUCGUCUUACUAAGGAUGCCAAGGCCAAGUCGGAACGAGCACGACAGCGUGUGAAUGACACCCUGCUCAAGUCCAUUCAAGCGCAGCGCCAGGAGGCAGCACAAAAUCGACGCGACGAACAGCGUCGUGCCACAAAGGAGCGCAUAAUGGCCGAAGAGGACCCUGAAAAGGCGCGAAAACUAGAGGUC
Messenger RNA from Dibothriocephalus latus, 249 nucleotides. The record is from the annotation of a GenBank genome assembly. Lineage: Eukaryota; Metazoa; Platyhelminthes; Cestoda; Diphyllobothriidea; Diphyllobothriidae.